GUGGCUUUGAUUGGGGGUCAUGUGACGUUACAUAACCAGGCUCCAGCUCAGUUCAAGGAAAGUAGGCUGCACUGUUCAGGCAUUUGACGACGGGAAAGCAACGAAUAAACCACGCUGAAGGUGCAGGGAUCAGAAGAAUGAAUUUCCUCCUGGAAACCCUUCAAGUGAUCGUAAUGUCGAUCUAUUACAACAUGGAGGCGUUUGUCCGACUGUUCAUCCCACCCAAGAACAAAAAUGUCACCGGUGAAAUCGUCCUCAUCACUGGGGCGGGCAGCGGCAUUGGCCGGCUCCUGGCUGAGAAGUUUGCCCCCCUGGGCGUUUCUCUGGUCUUGUGGGACAUCAACCAGGAGGGCAUGGAGGAGACUUCAAGGCUAGUGAAGGAGAAAGGGGCGACUAAGGUCCACUACUACUUGUGUGACUGCAGUGACAAGUCUGAAGUCUACAGAGUGGCUGACAAGGUCAAGGAAGAAGUGGGGGAUGUAAGCAUUCUCAUAAACAACGCAGGCAUCGUCACGGGCAGGAAGUUCAUGGAUGCACCAGACUCCCUCAUUGAGAAAACCUUCGAAGUUAACACCAUGGCACACUUUUGGACAUAUAAAGCCUUUCUCCCAGCGAUGACUGCCAACAACCACGGUCAUCUGGUCAGCAUUGCCAGUUCAGCUGGUCUGAUUGGUGUCAAUGGGCUAGCAGAUUACUGUGCCAGUAAGUUUGCUGCUAUUGGCUUUGCUGAGUCUGUGGCUCUGGAGCUGCUGGCUACUGGGAAGGAUGGAGUCAAGACUACCAUAGUGUGUCCAUUCUUCAUCAAUACUGGCAUGUUCGAUGGCUGCAAUACUAAGUGGCCUCUCUUGUUGCCCGUCCUGGAUCCAGACUACGUAGCAAACAAGAUCAUUGAAGCCAUUUUAACUGACCAGGUCUACCUUCUGCUCCCAAGGACCAUGUAUCUUAUCAUAGGCCUGAAGAAUAUUAUACCCGCCAAGCUUGGGAUUCUGCUGGGGAUGUAUCUGGGAGCUUUCAACUUUAUGGAUUCUUUCAAAGGACGCAUCAAGAAGGUGGAGUAGAGAAGAGAGGAAAAAAAGAGACCACAUACUCUGUAAUAUUAGUGCCUCAAAGGAGAUUAAUAGUGCCUGUCAUGUUUCUGUAUUUGUUUCUCUUUUUACUUGUUUUAUUCUUGUUUAUAAUUAAUUUUAGUGUGAAAACCCUACUUACUAGUUUAACUCUGCAGACAAAUUAUAUGUGUAGGCUGUAUUGGUAAUCAAAUAAUUAAUGUAUUACCUUAAAAGUUGAUGUAACAUUGUGUUUUUGUAGCAUAAAUCUAUGGUGUUAGCUCACUACACUGACGCGUAAGUAACAUUGUGUUUUUGUAGCAUAAAUCUAUGGUGUUAGCUCACUACACUGACGCGUAAGUAACAUUGUGUUUUUGUAGCAUAAAUCUAUGGUGUUAGCUCACUACACUGACGCGUAAGUAACAUUGUGUUUUUGUAGCAUAAAUCUAUGGUGUUAGCUCACUACACUGACGCGUAAGUAACAUUGUGUUUUUGUAGCAUAAAUCUAUGGUGUUAGCUCACUACACUGACGCGUAAGUAACAUUGUGUUUUUGUAGCAUAAAUCUAUGGUGUUAGCUCACUACACUGACGCGUAAGUAACAUUGUGUUUUUGUAGCAUAAAUCUAUGGUGUUAGCUCACUACACUGACGCGUAAGUAACAUUGUGUUUUUGUAGCAUAAAUCUAUGGUGUUAGCUCACUACACUGACGCGUAAGUAACAUUGUGUUUUUGUAGCAUAAAUCUAUGGUGUUAGCUCACUACACUGACGCGUAAGUAACAUUGUGUUUUUGUAGCAUAAAUCUAUGGUGUUAGCUCACUACACUGACGCGUAAGUAUUGCUAAAUUUAGUAGCUAUUUCACUCUUGUACCGUUCAGUGGAAUACGUCCUCUUUUUGGCCUAAAGGAAAAUUGGAAGGUUUUUAUUAUUAUUGACGCACUUGGUUUUUUGUAUUUUUAUGUUAACUUGUUUUAAAAGGUCCAUUGUUUUGAGGUCGAACCAGUUUCACCGACAGUGAUAACCAGAACCACAGAUGUUGAAUUGAAGUCAACUUCACAGAGUAGUAUGGAGGUACAGUAUACUGCAAUGUUGUCAUUAGCGGUUAGAUUACCUCAUGCGCACAAUACACAUUAGAAAAGGCCUAGUAGAGAAGCUUAGAAAACUGUCAUGUAAAGGAUAAUUACCUGUGUGUACUGGACUAGUUUUGUGAAGUUCUCUAAGUCUACAGUAGCCAGAUGACGGUUUACUCUACUGCCAUUAGGAUAAUCAAUGAAGUAAUAAUGCACAUGCAUCCAGUGUCUCUGUACAGAGGUGCUAGGCAUUGGAUCAGAAGGUUAGGAUAAAUAAAAAUGAUCCGAGUUUGCAAA
This is a messenger RNA of Oncorhynchus gorbuscha (pink salmon), 2407 nucleotides long. RefSeq names its product epidermal retinol dehydrogenase 2-like. Bases 138 to 1058 code for a protein of 306 amino acids. Gene Ontology annotation, molecular function: oxidoreductase activity, acting on the CH-OH group of donors, NAD or NADP as acceptor. The record is from RefSeq and is a predicted model, not a curated record. NCBI's taxonomy places the organism in Eukaryota, Metazoa, Chordata, Actinopteri, Salmoniformes, Salmonidae. The transcript has 7 exons. Gene Ontology annotation, cellular component: lipid droplet.